Xenopus laevis (African clawed frog) is the source of this 2604-nucleotide messenger RNA. RefSeq names its product family with sequence similarity 214 member B L homeolog (gene atosb.L). The transcript has 9 exons. The record is from RefSeq and is a predicted model, not a curated record. Gene Ontology annotation, cellular component: nucleus. The coding region runs from base 272 to 2305 and encodes 677 amino acids. NCBI's taxonomy places the organism in Eukaryota, Metazoa, Chordata, Amphibia, Anura, Pipidae.
AGCCGACACCCCACAAUCUCCCACCGACAGCGAGCGCUCGGCCCAACAGCCGGAUCCAGUGAGGAGAGAGCGGAGCCCGGGCUGAUUGUGACCCCACUCCCCGGAGUCCUCCCCUCCCCCCCGCCUGGGAAAGUUUGGGGUGUGGAAGUGUGGGCAGCCAUAUUGUCUCGGUGGUACAAGUUGGGGGUCUCCGGCAUGGUGUGUGUUGUACCUCAUACACAGACUUCAGACGUCUCUUUCGGAUGCCGACAUGGCCGGACCUUCAAGCUAGAUGUGCCAGGGAAGAGCGCCAGCUGCCAGACACAGGGCACCACACUGGCGGCACAGAAACAGACGGGGAUGCAGAGGUCUCUGGACACCCUGGGGUGUGUCUGAGUCUCCCAAAAGAAACCCCAUUCUGCCCCCUAAUGUACAUACCUCUCCAAGCAACAGCGCAUCAACUCCUUGCUCCCUGAGACUGGAUUGGAGGCCGACAUCUGCAGGAUCCAUGAGGCACAUUGAGAUGAAUUUGCCACCAAAGGAGGAGGCUGGAGCAGAUGGGGGCUCAGGUGCUGCUGGGAGCUCGGACUCAUCAAACCAAGAUGGGGCAUCGGAUGAAAGGCACGAUUGCAGGGUUUUGGUUGGGUUCCCUGAGGCAGAUCACCAGCUCCAGAGAGUUUAUCAUGUCUCCAUCAUCUCUGAUGUGCCAGCCACAAAAGCCUCUUCCCGCCAAACCUUGAAGAGGCCUCCUCCUGACCAGCUCUUCCAAGAAGCCACCAGAAGCCCAAAGAGAGCCUUCUGGGGCCACCCAAGAAGUGAUCGUCCCCUUGGACAGUCUGAAUUGGAUGGGGAGGAGGAACAGGACAAUAUUGAAGAUGGACUUCUCACCGUAGAGGUACCACUGUGUAGUUCUGCCCAGCACUUCUCCCAUAGUGGCCUACGUGUAACUGAGCACCGAGGUGAGGCCUCCUCCUCUAGAGAGUCCAUGUCUAGACCGCGAGUAGGUCAGUUGUUCAGCAGUUGCCAGCAGACAGACCCUCAGUUAGUAGUGACCCAAGGCACGUUGCACAGCAGCCCAUUAGAGGCACAAAAGAUUAUGCCCGAUGGACUGUCCCACACCCACGUGGGAAAUGGGACGAAGGUUUCUUUGGAUCAUGAGGAAUAUAACGGAACUGCGGUGGAGCUUACCACCAACCAGCACAUACUUGAUAAAGUUUUGCACAACAUUGCACAGCCUGAGGGCCCAGCCGAAAUGCCUGCUCAGCCCAACGGUAAUCUGACAGCUGAAACAAUUUUGAAAGAGCCCCUUUCUCCACAGUCUCCAUCGGAGGGUCCCAGCCCUACAGAGACCCCUCCAGGCACAUCCCGUCAUUGUGCUCCUGCAGGCAUGGCUGUCAAACGGAAGCUGCUUCCCUCCAGCGAAUCAGCAGACUCCUGCUCUGAGGAUGAGGGGCAAAGCAAGAAGUGGAGGGGAGGCCAAGGAUGCCAAGCGUUGCAUGGAGCCUGCAGGAGCACCGACUCUAAGGCUGCCCCCUUCUGGAAUCAUCUCUUACCAGCAGCCCGACACUCACAGAAGAUUCUCUCAGACCACAGUGGACGGAGAACAAAACGAGGACUGCGUUUGAAACCGAGAUCCCUGAUCAGCCCACAGAAGGGACCUGCAGCGAGGAGCUGGGCCAAUUCCUGCAUCAGCCGCCCCCUGCUGGGCAACUUUGAGGAGUCUAUACUGAAGGGCCGAUUUGCUCCAUCUGGUCAGAUUGAAGGAUUCACUGCAGAGAUUGGUGCCAGCGGCUCCUACUGCCCCCAGCAUGUCACUCUACCAGUCCAAGUCACCUACUUCCAUAUCUCUGAGCACAGUGUCCCCUCACCAUUCCUGGGAGUGAUCAAUCUGGAAGCGGUUGGGAAGAAGGGAUACAGCGUCCCCAGCACUGGAACCAUUCAAGUGACCUUAUUUAACCCUAACAAGACUGUGGUGAAGAUGUUUCUUGUUACCUACGACUUGAAGGACAUGCCGCCCAAUCAUGUGACCUUCCUGCGCCACCGCAUCUUCCUGGUGCCCGUGGAAGAGGAGACGGAGAGCGGCGGAGAUGGGCCCCGAGAGAUGGUGGGAAAUGAAGCCAAUACCAGCAAGGAGAGAGCCAGGAGGAUCCUGUGUUACCUCAUGCACCUGAGGUUCCAGAGGUCGAGAUCGGGGAAGAUUUACCUCCACGGUGACAUCCGCCUCCUGUUUUCCCGCAAGUCGAUUGAAGUGGACUCUGGGAUCCCGUAUGAACUGAAAUCCUUCACCGAGACUCCCAGGAACCCCAAAUACUCCCCUCGGGUGUGAAGGUGAAGCACAAGAUGAUCGUGUUGAAUUGGGGGGGGGGGGUCCUAGAACUGUUAGACUGUUUCCAUCGCAGACUCCUCCCUCUUUACCUGAAGGUUGCACACACCCCUUAUUUAUUACCUGUCUCCCCGCUUCCUCCCGCCGCUCCCCCAAAAACUGUCCAAUCACUCGAGGCUUCCAUGGAUCACAUGGGAACCAACUUCACAAGCAGGACCCCCUCCUCCUGCACCCAAGGUGUAGAACUGAUGGCCGGACUUUUGCACCUGGUUUAUUAAACCCACAGUCUUGUUUUAUUUUCA